Messenger RNA from Sceloporus undulatus (fence lizard), 3054 nucleotides. RefSeq names its product beta-secretase 2 (gene BACE2). Gene Ontology annotation, molecular function: aspartic-type endopeptidase activity. Gene Ontology annotation, biological process: amyloid-beta metabolic process; membrane protein ectodomain proteolysis. The record is from RefSeq and is a predicted model, not a curated record. NCBI's taxonomy places the organism in Eukaryota, Metazoa, Chordata, Lepidosauria, Squamata, Phrynosomatidae. The transcript is spliced from 9 exons. Gene Ontology annotation, cellular component: trans-Golgi network; membrane; endosome. The coding region runs from base 355 to 1674 and encodes 439 amino acids.
AAGGCGGAGGAGGGGGAGGCGCUGCUCUGGCUGGGAGCAACUUUGGCGAUGCAGGCGAGCCUCCUCUUCCUCCGGGGCUCCCUCUAAGUGGGAUCAUGGGGGAGGCUCCCUCGGGGCUGCUGCUGCUGCUGCUGCUGCUCCUGCUGCUUGCCCCUUCCGUCCGCAGCGGAGCUCCUCCUGCCUUCGCCUUCCCUCUCAGAGUCUCAGCCCCGCUGCCCCCCCGACGCCGCUCCCCUCCCGACGCCCCUCUGGAGGACGCCCCGGGAGCCCCAGCCCCAGGAGCCCCAGCCGGGGUUAGCCCUGGCUUCGGAGCCCCGAGGUGGUGCCUCCCUCUCAUCGGCGGAGCUGGUGGCCAUGGUGGCCAACCUGGAGGGCGACUCCGGACGUGGCUACUACCUGGAGAUGCUCCUGGGCUCCCCGCCUCAGAAGCUAAAUAUUCUGGUUGACACUGGAAGCAGCAACUUUGCAGUUGCAGGUGCACCAAAUGAAGAGCUGACAACCUAUUUUGACAGUGAAAAAUCCAGCACGUAUAUUCCCCUGGGCGUUGAGGUCUCUGUUAAAUACACCCAAGGGAGCUGGACUGGAACUCUUGGAACUGACAUUAUUACUAUGCCAAAAGGAAUCAAUGGCACUUACACUAUCAACAUUGCAACCAUCUCUCAGUCUGAGAAUUUCUUUUUAAAAGGCAUUAAAUGGCAAGGGAUCCUUGGUCUUGCUUAUGAUGCCUUGGCCAAGCCUUCAAGUUCAGUGGAGACGUUUUUUGAUUCCCUUGUGAAUCAAGCAAAUAUCCCUGACGUUUUUUCCUUGCAGAUGUGUGGAGCUGGUCUGCCUAUUUCUGGAACUGGUACUAAUGGAGGUAGCCUUAUCCUCGGUGGAAUUGAACCAAGUUUAUACAAGGGAGAAAUCUGGUACACACCUAUUCAAAGAGAAUGGUAUUAUCAAGUUGAAAUACUCAAAUUGGAAGUUGGAGGUCAGAAUCUUAAUUUGGACUGUAAAGAGUAUAAUUCAGAUAAAGCAAUUGUCGACAGUGGCACCACUCUCCUGCGCCUUCCAGAAAAAGUCUUCAGUGCUGUUGUGGAAGCAAUUAUACAAACCUCCUUGAUCCAGGAAUUCCCACCUGGCUUUUGGAGUGGUACACAGCUUGCCUGCUGGGUUAAAACUGAAAAACCGUGGACCUUUUUUCCUGAGAUCUCUAUUUAUCUAAGAGAUGAAAAUGUCAGCAGAUCAUUUAGGAUCACAAUCCUUCCACAGCUUUAUAUUCAGCCUGUUCUAGAAUAUGGUGAGAAUUUAGCCUGUUAUCGGUUUGGCAUCUCCUCUUCUAACAAUGCCUUGGUCAUUGGUGCUACAGUGAUGGAAGGAUUCUAUGUCAUCUUUGACAGAGCUCAGAAGAGAGUAGGCUUUGCCUUAAGUACCUGUGCUGAAAUGGAUGGUUCUCCAGUGUCUGAGAUCAAAGGCCCUUUCACAACUGCAGAUGUAGCAAGCACCUGCGUCUCCACAAUAUCCCUCCAUGAACCAUUGCUAUGGAUUGUGUCCUACACACUUAUGAGUUUCUGUGGACUUGUUCUUCUUGUGCUAGUUAUCUUACUGCUCCUACCAGCUCGGUGUCGUCAUCAUUAUACUGACAAUGACCUUGUAAAUGAUGAAUCAUCGUUAGUAAGACAUCGAUGGAAAUGAAGAAUUCAAUCAAAACAUACAGAAUCACUGUACUCUAUGUAGCAGAAUUCAGGGGGAAUUCUUUUCAACAAAAGCUGGAAGUCCAGGCAUUGCUCCUUAUCCAUAUUAGCACCACAUUCCACCACCAAAUGGCUUUCAGUUCCACUGCAAUACAAUUUUAAGCUUUAUUUUUUAAGACCAGUUUUGAACCAUGUACAUAUAUAACCACUGCAAGUGCUACCCUGCUAUUUCUAGUUAAUAUUCAUACAACCGAGCCAAUUAGUAUAACAUCUAUUUUUUUAAAAAUGCUAAAAGUUCAUUCAAUUGCUGCCCUCCUUCCAAUAACAAAAACAUUAAAAAGUCAUGGCUUUGCAAAGUCGUUUGAAUGUCAAAUUGGAAUUAUGAAGCAAAAGCUUUAUUAAUUUUUAUUUGUAUUAGUCACUACAAAAAAAAAAUCUGGCUUAUGAACCACAUCUACAUCAAUGGCUGGUGGAAAGAGACAGUAGUCCUUUCUGUAGAAGGGGGAUGCAAAACAGGCUCAAAUAGUAGGGAUUUCUUUUCUUUCUGAUGGAAAUGAUUAUCUGUUACUUUCAAUGGAUCCUUCUUUUUGACUCUCAUAAGAAAAGACUUAGAGGAAAACAUUGAAACCAAAAAUGUAUUGUGUAGCCUUAAUAUAAAACAACACUACCUCUGGAUUAACAAAGGUGCCAUUCACAAGUAUGAUGCAGAUAGAAUGAUCUUGACAAAGAGAAAGAUCACUUUUCACAGAAAUAUAGCAGCAGUGCUUAACUCCUUUCAGCUGUCCUUUUGAGCUCCCCUCUCCACUUAAUGACAUUUGAUUUUACCACCCAUAUUGGCAUUCUGUUUUCUGAAUGCAUGCAUAAUAUUUGGAUGGAUUCCUCAAAGCUUUGCACUUAUGGUAUGUCCUGCAAAGUAGGUGAACUAUAUUUUUUUCUUUCUUUCAUACCUCUGGAUUAGCUUAGUUAACAUAUUUCUUCAGUAAGCCAUUGCUCUUGGAAUUCUUAAACAUAUAUAUUUUAUAACACAGAAUCUUUAUAUCAUAGGGUAAGCAAUAAGCUAUAACCCUAAAAAGAACUGAUAGCACUGAAAUGUGUAUACAAACUUUGCUAAUACUGACAACAAAAUUGUGUUGAAAGAUUGUUUGAUUGUUAGUUGAAAUGAAAUUUAAAUUUACCUAAACCUUUUCCUUCCAUAGUAUUUUUCACCACUGUCAAUUAAUUCACUGCUUUAUAUCAAAUAUUGGAGUUAGGACACUGUAAAUACAAAUACAUAAAAUAUAAUAAUAAUAAUCUAGUAUAUCAGAAAUUGCAGUGCUGGGGUUUUUAUGUUGUUGUUUCUGCUUUGGUAGAAUCCCUUGCUACAAAAUACGACUGAUGAAGA